Clonostachys rhizophaga is the source of this 1695-nucleotide messenger RNA. The record is from the annotation of a GenBank genome assembly. Lineage: Eukaryota; Fungi; Ascomycota; Sordariomycetes; Hypocreales; Bionectriaceae.
AUGCGUCUCUCUUCAGCCAUCGGUGUUGCCAUUAUCGCGGCGGCCAAUGGCCCCGUGAUGGCCAAGGAAUUGCCAGUUGACGAAGCAAGAGCUGCUAGGCUCUAUGACUCCGGAGUUAUUCAUCAGGAACUAAUCUCCAAGAAGAUCGCACACUGGGAAGCCGAGAUGGAGGCAGGCCUGAUGGCUAGUGACCAGUUUCCGCGUCUCAAUGCUACUAAAUGUGUCAAUGGAAUUGCCGAAGCAAUCUCCGGAGACCCUCUACACACCUUCAAAUGCAAGAACAUGGACCUAUUAGACUUCAUCAACCACGAGGACCUUGGCUCCACCGGCUACUACCAGAAUAUCAGGUCUGGAAGCUCUACCUGGGGCUGGACCGACCCUGAGUCUGGUCGGGAGUUUAUUGCUUCCGGUGUAUACGAUGGUGUGAGCUUCAUCGAGAUCCUUCCAGAGGGCAGGUUGUUGCCCCUUGCCUUCCUGCCGAAGUGGGCGAAUCUUGCUAGCGGUGCCUGGUGGACUGAAAUACGUCCAUACAAGCACUACAUGGUCAUUGGAAGUGAGCUUGUUGGCAACGGUGUCCAAAUUUUCGACAUGACCAAGCUUCUCCCUCUGGACGGCUCUAAUGGCAUCCAUCGGUUUACCAACGCCGAAGACCUCACUGGCCAUUUCAACGAGACCCUUCCUGUUGGUCGAAGCCACAACGUUGUGAUCAACGAGGAACUUAACUACGGCGUUGCUGUGGGUGUUCAGCCACGAGACCAGGGCUGCAUGGGUGGCCUUCACUUUUUCACGCUUGAUGAUCCUUCAAACCCAAUUUCCUUGGGCUGUGAUGGCCAGGACGGCUAUACACAUGAUGCUCAAUGUCUAGUAUACCGUGGACCAGACGAGAAAUAUGUUGGGCGAGAGAUAUGCUACGGCUACAAUGAGGAUACUCUUACAGUGUUUGAUGUCACAGAUAAGAGUGCAGUUACCAUCAUCUCCCGGAUCACCUACGAGGGCGCCACCUUCACACAUCAGGGUUGGGUCAACGAUGUCAACAACCAAGAGUACCUCUUCAUGGAUGACGAGUAUGAUGAAUAUGACUUAGUGGGCCCAGCGGCUGAUGGAUAUCCUGUGACUUAUAUUUGGGAUAUCCGCGAUUUGGAAAACCCGAAACAGACGGGCCUGUUCAAGGCAACCACCCGCGGCAUUGACCACAACCAAUACGUCUGGGGUAACUACAUCUAUCAGUCCAACUACGGAGCCGGUGUCCGAGUCUACGAUAUCUCGUCAGUGCCUUCUGAUCCCACGGGCAACAGCGUCUGCGAGGUUGCCUACUUCGAUACCUAUCCCGAGGACGACCAGGAUGAGGGCAAUGGUGCCAUCAAAUUCUCAGGGUCGUGGCACUCAUACGCCGGCUUCAAGUCCGGCUAUGUAUUCAUCAACACUAUUGAGCGCGGCGGGUUUCUCGUGAAGCCCACCAAGUAUGCGCCGUGCCCGGCCAAGACAUGCAAUGCCGACAACUGCCUGCGAUCAUUGCGCGCUGAGAGUGUUAGCGGCCGAUUGGAGGAGAGCCAGAAGUUCUGUGCUGACUUCACGGAUGGUUGGAAUGCGCAAGUUACUGAUGUGCCUAAAUAUGCCACGGACGCUUGCACAGGCAACGUCAUCAGCCGUGUCUCUUCGGCGUGUUCUUGUCUCCCAACACCAACGGCUUCUUAG